This is a messenger RNA of Cannabis sativa, 3232 nucleotides long. RefSeq names its product 1,4-alpha-glucan-branching enzyme 2-2, chloroplastic/amyloplastic-like. The transcript is spliced from 5 exons. Bases 493 to 759 code for a protein of 88 amino acids. Gene Ontology annotation, cellular component: cytoplasm. The record is from RefSeq and is a predicted model, not a curated record. NCBI's taxonomy places the organism in Eukaryota, Viridiplantae, Streptophyta, Magnoliopsida, Rosales, Cannabaceae. Gene Ontology annotation, molecular function: 1,4-alpha-glucan branching enzyme activity. Gene Ontology annotation, biological process: starch metabolic process.
UUUUUUUUUCCAAAUUUUAAACACGUAUCUCACAGCAAACACUAUAUCCUCCAGUGGUGGUUAGGCUUCCUCAUCUGGGUUUCCAGUCCCAUAAAUGAUUCUCACUCUCGCAUGCCCAAUCCAUGAAAUUCCAAUCCAAAAAGUAACGAUCUUGAUUGUGCCCAGAAGCCCGAUCAAAAAGUGCGAUCGAUUUGGGUGCGACUGAACGACGUGCAAUCGAUUACCGCUACAACAAUGGGUGCGGCUGAACGGUCGGAGAUCUAUGAACGUGAGGUGAAGUGCUCAGGUGAUUGACUUCGAAGAUGUAUCGAUUGCACCAGAGAUUUGACGAUUGCUCUAUCAACUCUGAUGAUUGCUCUAUAACACACAAAAUUUGACACUCAUAAAAGGUACCAUGUUACAAAUUUUUUUGCACCUAGCAGUCGCUGUGAAAUCCCAGAUGAAUUGAAGUCGCUGAUUGAUAAAGCCCAUGAGUUAGGCCUGCUUGUUCUUAUGGAUAUCGUUCACAGCUAUUCAUCAAAUAAUACUUUAGAUGGACUGAACAUGUUUGAUGGGACUGAUAGCCAGUACUUCCACUCUGGGUCACAUGGAUAUCACUGGAUGUGGGAUUUUCAUCUUUUCAAUUAUGGAAGCUUGGAGGUAUUGAGAUUUCUUCUCUCAAAUGCAAGAUGGUGGCUCGAAGAGUUCAAGUUUGAUGAUUUUAAAUUUGAUGGUGUCACUUCAAUGAUGUAUACUCACCAUGGGUUGGAGUUAUGUUAAAAAGGAAUCUUCUGGUGUGCGCACCCAUAGAGUAUGGAACAUUGGAUCAAAUGGUGGCCUCUAUGAAUGAGGCUAAAGCAGAAGGAGCUGACCUUGUGGAGCUUCCCAUAUCUUUUUCUUCUAACAUUUCUCAACUUGAGAAACUCAUCAAACAACGAACUCUCCCUGCGAUUCUCUCCUUUAGGUAUCUCUCUCAUCAGUUCGUAAUACAUAUUUGAGUUUGAGUUUGAUUAAUAUUAUUAAUUGUUUUCCAAGAGCUUUUAAGUUUUAAAAGUGUAAUAUAAAGAGAAAACCAUAACUAUAAUUGAACACAAUCACAAACUCUUAUAGUUGUUGGUUCUACUUGAUAUGGGCCAGAAAUGUAUUCUGGUUCUAAGGAGCUCUGUAUAAUUUAUAACUACGCAAAUAUUAGUAGAUUCAUAAUUUUUAAUUUUAUAAACUUUUAAGUUUUAGUAGAUUCGAAAAUUCUACUGUAAGGAAAGGAAAUGGGUAUUUUCCAAGAUGAAGGUGAAUGUAAUCUCACGAAGUGGUAAAGAAGUAAUCAAGGGUGGCCUUGAGCUCAAUAACUCUGUAAGUUCUUUUUUUUUUUUGUAUAUUUUUUGGAAAAAUAAAAAUUGAGUUUAUAAAGAAAUGGAAGAAAUACGAUAAAGUUUGAAUCUUUUCCAUUAUUUACUUGUUGAGUUUUGGGUGAAAUGAUAAAAAGAGAAGGAUUUAGUGUGAAAGAUUCAAUCCUUCUGUUACUUGAAAUUUGCCAAGAGACUUUGAUUUUGUGUUUAUUUAAUUUUUAUGUUGUUUCUUCAGGCCACUGUAGAUGAUCUACAGGAGGCGAUUCAUAAGAGAAGUACGUAAUUGUUAAUAUUCAUUGGUUUGGUCAAAAUUAAUUUUCACUUGUAACAAUUGAUAAUUAUAUGAUUUCUAAUUAGUUUGGUCUAUUAGCUAUAGAAUUUUGAGAGGUUUACCUAUUAAGAAGUGAACUUUUAUUUAAGUUUCAGUUCAUUUUCAACUUAUCAACUUAUCAUUACCAUGAAUUUUGUUAUUUUGUUAAUUGGUACAUAAUUAAGUAUUUGUAAUAAGUUUUUUCUUUAUGGAGUGGCAGAGCUUCUUUAGCAUCCAUACUCUGUACCUGCAAUAUAGGAUUUUUUGGGAGCUUGUUAAAUGGUUUUGCUUCUAACCUUUUUUUACUCUUGAAAACACAAUUAAACGUGAUAGAAUAAAUGAAUUGUUAUCUCAUUAAUUUUCAUUCAUGCUUUAAUUCCUACUCAUCCUUUUGAAUCAGUGAUUUUUUUCUAUUAAGAAGGUUGGGAAGUAUACAUAACUUUUUAACUUUGUGAGCCAUGAAAUAUUGAUCAAAUGAAUCAUAGUCCACAUGUAUAUUUUUUUUCUUCCAGGAAGUUGUCUUAUUUAUUUGUUAGCAUUCAUCAUAUACUAAUAAGUUUUAUCUGUGUUUAUGUGAUUAGGCUUUUGUAUGAGAUAUAAAGUAAUUUGGUUUUUGAUUGUAUGUGUUUAGAGCCUAAAUUUGUUGCUUCUGAAAAUUCUAAGCUCCAUAUUUCUUUUGUGUUUUAUAUUGUAAGGUUAUGGUGAAUGUGUAUAUAGGAUUCUAAUAGAUUAUAUUUUCGAUAAGAUUUGGUAGAUAUUAAGGAGUUGUUAAAUUUAUGCAGUUCAAUAAUUUAGUUCGUUGUAGUGUUGUUUCUACUGUCCAACACAUAUGGUAUUGGACACUUUGUUCUAUUAUUAUUAAAACAUAUAUAUAUAUAUAUUACACGCUCUUGAUUACAAAGUAACUAUUUCAUCACUGACUGAAAAAUAUUGUUCUUUUCUAAUAGGACUACUUUUCAUUGUGGCUGCCAUUUUUACUUUUGAUUGUAAGUACGAUACAAAUGCACGAACAAUUAGUACAGAUGCUAUGAUUAAUCAUAUUAUAAUUAAUUUAUUCCUUGUUUAAAACCCGACUUAUGGUAAUAUAAACUCAUUGAUGAUGAUCAAUAUGGUAAUUUCACAAAUUGAAGAUAAUAUUAAUGGUGGGAACUAAGCUUUAAGUAAUCAUUACAAAGUAGGGAUUAAGCACAGGUGAUGAAUACUAUGUUCUCUGAGGAUGUCUAAUGUCGAAAAUGACUACUAUAUGAACUUGAAGGCACACCAUCUCCCAACAAUGGACCAGCUGCAGCAAGUGAAACACAAGAGACUAACUAUAAAGUUGAGAAGGAUGUAAGUGAGGAAGUGGUUCAGGAGCCAAGCUCAUCCUCACAACAAAAUGAAGUAAAGAUUUUCUUAUCUCACUUUUCAUUGAGGAAGUGAAAUAGAUAACACUACUAUUUCACUCGUUUUUUCCUUUCUUUUCUUUUGGUCAUGUACAUUUUGUUGAAGAUGAUGAUAUGUAUAAGCUUGAACAUGGUAAAAAUUACACUAUUGUCUCUAUCGAAGCAAAUGAAGAUUAAAAUCCACCAAUGAUUAUCAUUAGUUUUUUUAUCUACAA